This is a messenger RNA of Amorphotheca resinae ATCC 22711, 1919 nucleotides long. RefSeq lists its product as hypothetical. The transcript has 3 exons. Gene Ontology annotation, biological process: transmembrane transport. Gene Ontology annotation, molecular function: transmembrane transporter activity. Lineage: Eukaryota; Fungi; Ascomycota; Leotiomycetes; Helotiales; Amorphothecaceae. The record is from RefSeq and is a predicted model, not a curated record. Bases 102 to 1697 code for a protein of 531 amino acids.
CAAAUUGAGCCAGCGCCAAUUGAACCUCUCCUGUCCCUCCCUCGGGCUUCCAGACUUCAACCUCGAGUUCGAAGUAGUAAGAUCAAGUCCGGCCUCAGACAAUGGUCCUAACAUGCAAAAGAAGGGCGCCUCGAGACCCCAAUAAGUUCCCUACUGCCCAACUGUUUCUUCUUGCUAUUGUUCGUCUGGCAGAACCGAUCGCUCUCACUUCCAUCUUCCCUUAUGCUUGGCCACUCGUCAAGAAGUUCGAGGUCGGCGAUGAGGAAGACGCUUCGUUCUAUGCUGGCGUACUCAUCUCGGCAUUCGCCCUGGCCGAGUCCUUAACUGGGAUGUACUGGGGCGGAUUGUCAGAUAGAGUUGGCCGAAAGCCAGUACUGCUUGCUGGGUGCACUGGGACGAUGUUGAGCUUGAUAAUGGUAGGUUUUGCCAUGAAUAUAUGGGUCGCGCUGGCCGGAAGAGCGAUUGGAGGGUUCUUGAAUGGAAAUAUUGGUGUCAUUCAGACAAUGGUAGGAGAGUUAGUUACAAAACCGGAGCAUGAGCCGAAAGCAUACUCAAUCAUGCCAUUUGUCUGGUCGAUUGGCACAAUUAUCGGUCCUGCACUUGGCGGUACAUUAGCAGACCCAGCCAGCUCGUUUCCAAACAUCUUCUCCAAGGAUGGGAUUUUCGGUCGGUUUCCGUACCUCCUUCCAAACCUCGUCUGCGCAGGUCUGCUUGCAUUCAGCAUAGUCAUUGGCUACUUUCUUCUUGAAGAAACACACCCAGAUAUGCAGCCCCGAAUCUCCCUACCUGACUCAACCUACGUGUCCGACCAAACACCUCUCGUCGCCACCGCAGAUGCAAUCAAAAAGCCUCCCGUGGAUCUGCGAGCAGAUGCAUAUGGAACAUUCGACGGCAGUGAUGAUAGUAAAUGGAGACACGCACAUACGAAGAAAGAACCCAAAAUCUUCACAAAGCAAGUUGUUGAACUUAUAAUUGCAAUGGGGAUUUUCACCUACCACUCCAUGACCUAUGAUCAUCUCCUCCCCAUCUUUUUAGAAGACUCGCGUGGAGAGCCUUACGCUACCUUGUUCGCGCACGCCAAGCCUUACCCAAGAUUCAGCCCCUUUUUCUCGCCUGGAGGUCUAGGACUCAGCAUGCAGAAAGUAGGCGUUAUAAUGUCCAUCAACGGCGUUAUUGCGCUCUUCGUUCAAGCAGUAAUCUUCCCCUAUGCGGCCCAGAUAUUUGGCAUUCAUCGGCUGUUCAUAUUGGUGAGCGUAUUGCAUCCAAUUGCCUAUGUCAUCAUGCCAUACCUCGUCUACCUACCACCCUCUUGGCUGAUGUGGGGCAUUUAUGCUUGUCUUACUAUCCGCAAUCUGUUGUCAAUUCUAGCAUACCCAGUUCUUCUGAUAUUGAUCAAGGAAGCGACACCCAGUCCUUCCGUGUUGGGGAAGAUUAACGGUCUGGCAGCUUCUGCCGGUGCGGCAUGUAGGACCAUUGCUCCCCCUAUCGCGGGUUACCUCUACACCUUGGGAUCUAGGAUGGAUUUCACGGGUCUUUCGUGGUAUGGGAGUGCGUUUGUGGCGCUUGUUGGUUCGGUCCAAUGCUUCAGUGUGAAGCGGGCCAGGCGCAUUGAUGAAGAGUCGGACACGGAGUCGUCACGAUCUGUGACGGGGGCAGUAGUGAACGAUCACCCCUUGGUGCAGGAUGAUUCUAGGUGAAAGGUGUACGUUUCAUUCUUUUGUGGUGGCAUGAAUGUUUAAGAUAUAACCGGAAAAGGAUUUGGGCGCCUAAGAGGGAAUUGGGAUGGGAGGGUACUCGACGGUUCUGCUCGCAAUAAAUUUGCAAAUAUAUAUGGUCAUGAGUAUUGGCGUUAAAAGAGGGCUGGGAGGUUGGGAUGGUAUUUGUACAUAAGUAUAGAAAAUUGACAUUGUUAGAAAGAG